Molecule: messenger RNA, 882 nt
Organism: Acanthosepion pharaonis
Lineage: Eukaryota; Metazoa; Mollusca; Cephalopoda; Sepiida; Sepiidae
Source: the annotation of a GenBank genome assembly
AUGCAGUAUAAGGGGAAAAAUAAUCCAUCUACUCCCGUAGAAGAGGAAAGCAAAGAAAAUAACCAAAUUGAAAAGGAGAAACCAAGUACAAGUAUAGCGGCUGUUUCGACAGACAAAGUCAACGAUGUAGUGGCUGGGGAAUCCCCCUUUACUCCCCACCGCCCGAGAUUCAUUUAUUGGCUUACUUACUUCUCUCUCACUCCUUCUCUCUAUUUUCUCUUUCCUAUUUUUCUCUCUCUCUCAUUCUCUCUAUUUUUUCUCUCUCUCUCCUUCUCUCUAUUUUUCUCUCUCUCUCUCUCAUUUUCUCUCAACGAUACUUUUAAUAAUGCGAUCUUUAUAUUUUCUUAUUACAAACGAUUCUGUUCUUUGCUCAAUCACAUUUUACGUUUUCUUCAAAGUUUUUUUUUCUUCCUUUUAUUCGUCCAACUCUUUCUUCUCGUUUCUCAGACGUUCUUCUUUAUAGUUGGUAAAUCUCGUUCCUUUCACUGUCGUCUCCUCGUUCCUUUUUCUGUCGUCUCCUCGUUCCAUUCACUGUCGUCUCCUCGUUCCUUUCCCUGUCGUCUCCUCGUUCUUUUCUCUGUCGUCUCCUCGUUCCUUUCACUGUCGUCUCCUCGUUCCUUCUACUGUCGACUCCGCGUUCCUUUCCCUGUCGUCUCCUCGUUCCUUUCCCUGUCGUCUCCUCGUUCUUUUCUCUGUCGUCUCCUCGUUCUUUUCACUGUCGUUUCCUCGUUCCUUUCACUGUCGACUCCGCGUUCCUUUCCCUGUCGUCUUCUUCCUUUCUGUCUUUCAAUCAUUUUCAUAAUAUUGCUUUAUUUCUAUUUCCCUCUUUCUCUUAAGCUCUGCUCUUAUGAUUUAUUAAUUAUCACUUCCUCUCGGUCUUAA